AUGGGCCUGCUCCACACGGUGCUCGGCCUGCACAGAAGCAUGGGCCUGCUCCACAUGGUGCUGCACACCAGCAUGAACCUGCUCCACAUGGUGCUCGGCCUGCACAGAAGCAUGGGCCUGCUCCACAUGGUGCUGCACACCAGCAUGAACCUGCUCCACAUGGUGCUCGGCCUGCACACCAGCAUGAACCUGCUCCACACGGUGCUCGGCCUGCACAGAAGCAUGAGCCUGCUCCACAUGGUGCUGCACACCAGCAUGAACCUGCUCCACAUGGUGCUCGGCCUGCACACCAGCAUGAACCUGCUCCACAUGGUGCUCGGCCUGCACAGAAGCAUGGGCCUGCUCCACAUGGUGCUGCACACCAGCAUGAACCUGCUCCACAUGGUGCUCGGCCUGCACAAGCAUGAACCUGCUCCACAUGGCAUGGGCCUGCUCCACAUGGUGCUGCACACCAGCAUGAACCUGCUCCACAUGGUGCUCGGCCUGCACACCAGCAUGAACCUGCUCCACACGGUGCUCGGCCUGCACAGAAGCAUGAGCCUGCUCCGCAUGGUGCUGCACACCAGCAUGAACCUGCUCCACAUGGUGCUCGGCCUGCACAGAAGCAUGGGCCUGCUCCACAUGGUGCUGCACACCAGCAUGAACCUGCUCCACAUGGUGCUCGGCCUGCACACCAGCAUGAACCUGCUCCACAUGGUGCUGCACACCAGCAUGAACCUGCUCCACAUGGUGCUCGGCCUGCACACCAGCAUGAACCUGCUCCACAUGGUGCUGCACAGAAGCAUGGGUCUGCUCCACAUGGUGCUGCACACCAGCAUGAACCUGCUCCACAUGGUGCUCGGCCUGCACACCAGCCUCCAUCUGUGA
Monosiga brevicollis MX1 is the source of this 867-nucleotide messenger RNA. RefSeq lists its product as uncharacterized. The record is from RefSeq and is a predicted model, not a curated record. The transcript is spliced from 2 exons. NCBI's taxonomy places the organism in Eukaryota, Choanoflagellata, Craspedida, Salpingoecidae. Bases 1 to 867 code for a protein of 288 amino acids.